Messenger RNA from Phytophthora infestans T30-4, 1816 nucleotides. RefSeq names its product importin alpha-2 subunit. Gene Ontology annotation, molecular function: protein binding; nuclear import signal receptor activity. The transcript has 6 exons. Bases 1 to 1731 code for a protein of 576 amino acids. Gene Ontology annotation, biological process: NLS-bearing protein import into nucleus. The record is from RefSeq and is a predicted model, not a curated record. Gene Ontology annotation, cellular component: nucleus; cytoplasm. NCBI's taxonomy places the organism in Eukaryota, Oomycota, Peronosporomycetes, Peronosporales, Peronosporaceae.
AUGGCCAUACUCGGCGAUUACUCGGCUAAAGAGCACUUGCGAUUUAGGCUCCGCCAGCGGCACUCGGGUCUACAUCUCAGGAUGGCUACGAGCAUCUCCUCCUCCGCGGCACGCGUCGCCGAUCGCAUGCGAAGUUUUAAGAAAGGAAUCGAUGCGGGCGAGACCAGACGAAGACGUGAGGACACCACCAUUCAGAUUCGCAGGGACCGGCGCGAAGAGCGCCUUAACCAACGGAGACGCAUGAUUCCCAUGGAAAACAGCAAUGCCCUGAGUUUGGAAACACUGACUGAUAAGACGAAUACCAGUCCGGAUGAGCCCAUGCGCUCAUUAAACGGCGUCAGUGUGUCUGACUUGCCUAAGAUUGCGGCAAUGAUCCAGUCGCUGGACCCGAUGGAGCAGUCGAACGCCGUGUCAAAGUUGAGGAGACUUUUGUCGCUUGAGACCAACCCGCCUAUUGAGGAGGUUAUUAACCUGAGAGUUGUCCCGCUGCUUGUGAAAUUUCUGAAGCAACAUGACCGUCCAGAGGUGCAGUUUGAGGCGGCGUGGGCGCUUACAAAUAUCGCGUCGGGUACUACGGAACACACAGAAGAAGUGAUCAGAUGCGGCGCUGUAGAGCUGCUGUGUACGCUGCUCCUUUCUCCAAACGAAGACGUCUGCGAACAAGCGGUGUGGGCACUUGGAAAUAUUUCGGGCGAUUCACCACAGUGCCGCGACUUGGUGCUGAGUGCAGGCGCGAUGAUGCCGUUGCUGGCAGUGCUGCGAAGAAACUCAGGGAAGCUCACGAUACUUCGGAACGCAACGUGGACGCUGUCGAAUUUGUGCCGAGGCAAACCCAGACCAGAUUUUGACCUCGUUAGACCGGCGCUGGAUCUGCUUCCGCAUUUGAUUCAUUCACGGGACGAUGAAGUUGUUACGGAUGCGUGUUGGACGCUUUCGUAUCUCUCGGACGGCACGACGUCGAAUGUUCAGGCUGUGAUUGACGCUGGAGUCUGCAGUCGGAUAGUGGAUCUGGUAGGUCACACGGUGGCAGCAAUUCAGACGCCUACUCUUCGCAUAAUUGGCAAUAUCUUGACUGGAAAUGAUCAGCAGACGCAGCUGAUGCUGGAUUUGGUGGUAUUGCCGCGGCUUGUACCGCUGCUUAAGCACGAGAAGAAGAUUAUUCGCAAGGAAGCUUGCUGGGCGAUUUCCAACAUUACAGCUGGUACACAAAGCCAAAUUCAGGAAGUGAUCGACGCCAAUGUGAUCCCGCCGCUGCUGUUUCAGCUCAUGUCGGUGGAGUUUGACGUUCGAAAAGAAGCAGCGUGGGCGAUAUUGAACGCUACGAGUGGAGGCUCCACAGAGCAGAUCAAAUAUUUAGUUCAGCAAGGCUGCAUCCCACCGUUAGUUAAGCUUCUGGACGUCCAAGACCCGCGCGUGAUUAACGUAUCAUUGGACGCUCUAGAGAACAUUCUUCAGGCUGGAGAGGCAGAUACAUCGCUGACGGAUACCGAGAAUCGCAUGGCGCGAUACAUUGAAGAAGCGGACGGCGUCGAGCUGAUCCAGAACCUGCAGUAUCACCAAGAAGAAGACAUCUACGAUAAGUCUGUGCGUAUUAUCCGUGACUAUUUCGACGGUGAAGAUGAGGAGGACUUAGAUGUCACACCAGACAUGGACUACAGUGCGCACCAGUUUUCAUUUGGGGUCGGUGAAGCGGCAAUUGUAGACGGAGGCAGUAUCCGAUUUAACUUUUAGGUCGUAGCGUUUUUUGGAGAGUGCAGUGCACGGUAAGAGCAGCCGUCACCGAAAUGAAACAAGAGCAGACGAUUCCUCACUGGAG